AUGGCAGCCACCUUCCAGCUGAGCAAGCCAGGGGGAGGCACACACGUCAGAGUGGGCACGAGGGCAAGGGACCGGGCGCCCGGAGUGUGGGCACCAGGGCAAGGGACCGGGCGCCCGGCAGUGUGGGCACCAGGGCAAGGGACCGGGCGCCCGGAGUGUGGGCACCAGGGCAAGGGACCGGGCGCCCGGCAGUGUGGGCACCAGGGCAAGGGACCGGGCGCCCGGCAGUGUGGGCACCAGGGCAAGGGACCGGGCGCCCGGCAGUGUGGGCGUGGGAGCAAGGGACCGGGCGCCCGGCAGUGUGGGCACGGGAGCAAGGGACCGGGCGCCCGGCAGUGUGGGCACCAGGGCAAGGGACCGGGCGCCCGGCAGUGUGGGCACCAGGGCAAGGGACCGGGCACCCAGCAGUGUGGGCACCAGGGCAAGGGACCGGGCACCCAGCAGUGUGGGCACCAGGGCAAGGGACCGGGCGCCCGGAGUGUGGGCACGAGGGCAAGGGACCGGGCGCCCGGCAGUGUGGGCACCAGGGCAAGGGACCGGGCGCCCGGCAGUGUGGGCACCAGGGCAAGGGACCGGGCACCCAGCAGUGUGGGCACCAGGGCAAGGGACCGGGCGCCCGGAGUGUGGGCACCAGGGCAAGGGACCGGGCGCCCGGAGUGUGGGCGUGGGAGCAAGGGACCGGGCGCCCGGAGUGUGGGCACCAGGGCAAGGGACCAGGCGCCCGGCAGUGUGGGCACCAGGGCAAGGGACCGGGCGCCCGGCAGUGUGGGCACCAGGGCAAGGGACCGGGCGCCCGGCAGUGUGGGCACCAGGGCAAGGGACCGGGCGCCCGGAGUGUGGGCACCAGGGCAAGGGACCGGGCGCCCGGAGUGUGGGCACCAGGGCAAGGGACCGGGCGCCCGGAGUUGUGGGCACGGGAGCAAGGGACCGGGCGCCCGGCAGUGUGGGCGUGGGAGCAAGGGACCGGGCGCCCGGCAGUGUGGGCACCAGGGCAAGGGACCGGGCGCCCGGCAGUGUGGGCACGGGAGCAAGGGACCGGGCGCCCGGCAGUGUGGGCACCAGGGCAAGGGACCGGGCGCCCGGCAGUGUGGGCACCAGGGCAAGGGACCGGGCGCCCAGCAGUGUGGGCACGAGGGCAAGGGACCAGGCGCCCGGAGUGUGGGCACCAGGGCAAGGGACCGGGCGCCCGGCAGUGUGGGCGUGGGAGCAAGGGACCGGGCGCCCGGCAGUGUGGGCACCAGGGCAAGGGACCGGGCGCCCGGCAGUGUGGGCGUGGGAGCAAGGGACCGGGCGCCCGGCAGUGUGGGCACCAGGGCAAGGGACCGGGCGCCCGGCAGUGUGGGCGUGGGAGCAAGGGACCGGGCGCCCGGCAGUGUGGGCACCAGGGCAAGGGACCGGGCGCCCGGCAGUGUGGGCACCAGGGCAAGGGACUGGGCGCCCGGCAGUGUGGGCACCAGGGCAAGGGACCAGGCGCCCAGCAGUGUGGGCGUGGGAGCAAGGGACCAGGCGCCCGGCAGUGUGGGCACCAGGGCAAGGAACCAGGCGCCCAGCAGUGUGGGCGCGGGAGCAAGGGACUGGGCGCCCAGCAGUGUGGGCACCAGGGCAAGGGACCGGGCGCCCGGCAGUGGCUUGGAAGGGAAGGAGCGCUAA
Molecule: messenger RNA, 1650 nt
Organism: Lepus europaeus (European hare)
Lineage: Eukaryota; Metazoa; Chordata; Mammalia; Lagomorpha; Leporidae
Product: spidroin-2-like
Exons: 2
Coding region: 1-1650 (549 amino acids)
Source: RefSeq, a predicted model, not a curated record